Colletotrichum spaethianum is the source of this 1098-nucleotide messenger RNA. RefSeq lists its product as uncharacterized. The transcript is spliced from 4 exons. The record is from RefSeq and is a predicted model, not a curated record. NCBI's taxonomy places the organism in Eukaryota, Fungi, Ascomycota, Sordariomycetes, Glomerellales, Glomerellaceae. The coding region runs from base 1 to 1098 and encodes 365 amino acids.
AUGCCUCCUACUGCUGGCGGCGCCACUGCUGCCUUCCGGUCUGGCGGUGCUCAAGAAGCGCGCCAGUUCGAGGGUGCAACAGGGGAACAGGGCCGAAACAGCCCCCAGCCUUCCAACCCCGACCGUGAUGGCGCGGAUCCCGACAAGUUUAAGGAGCUCUUGACUAAGUAUAAGAACGUGAAGCGCCUGUACUUUGACGGCAAGACGCAGAUCGACAACCUCAACUCUCAAAUCGAGCAACUACAGAAUGCAAUUGCAAACCAGCGAAUAUCACAGUCGCGCACCGCUCUUGACGAUAGCGAGUACAUAACAAGAUUCAACCGUCUCAAUGGUGCUAUCAACAACCUCUCAUUCAACAUCCGAAAGGACUGGCGUACAGUACCGCAGUGGCUGGACAUGUUUGUCAGUAUUGAUGCGCUCAAGACCGGAAAGCAGGAGAUGACGGCAGUCGGACGUGCUGUCAUUACAAGAUGGAUUGUAGAAGAGAUCUUCAACAAGUGUUUCCAUCCUGGCCUCAACUUCGAGCUCAGCCGGCAUCUGAAGGAGAUCGAGCUCAAUAUCCGGCGCUUCUCCUAUACAAUGACCAGCCAAGAAGAGUUCGAUGCCCUGACGAGCAAGGUUGUCAGCUGGCGGAUGGCCACGCUGGAGGGUCUCCAGAGGGUUCUGAACUCGCCGGAAAGUGCAGACAACAGGGCGGACUUCACCCCGACGUUGUUCCAGUACAUGACAGACCCGCCGCCCGCCGGCGUUGACGGCAGCGCCUCUAUGAUUGUGGAGUUGGCUGUCGGCAUCGCUGCCAACCUUCCGCUAGAAAGCAGAGAUGUUGCGAUCAACUACCCCUUGCCUGGAGAUCCUGUCCAAUUGAACAUUAUGGACGUGGAAAAGACCCCACUCCCGCCUUUGGAUAUCCCCAAACCCGAUGGCGAUGCAGAGGGUGACGAGGGAGACAAGGACAAGAACGGGAAAACCCAGCGGGCUGACAAGACCAAGAGCGCUCUCCCAUCCAAAGACAGCAACACUGUGCGGCUUGCAGGCUUCCCAGCUGUGGAAGUCAGGGGUCGCCAGGUUCUUGUGAAGGCAACUGUGUGGACGAUUUGA